CUAAAAACGACGCUGUUCACCGUUUCAACGAGAAUCGACCAAGUUCCCACGCCAUUCUACGGCCUUCGUCUUGCCUCUUCCCGAAGCUUCCGAGGCGUAUAGAUAUCUCUUUCGGUCUUUUCCCUCUCUCUCUCUCUUUGUGGUCUCUUAGUUACAGUCUUCUCAGUCUCAAUCUCAACGAAGAUGGCCUCAAGGAGGCUUACAAAAUCCGCUUUUGCAGCUAUACUAUCAUCUUCAAGAGCAUCGAGAAUCUCUCUCUAUGACUAUCCUUCUUUGCUCUCGUGUGCUCGCUCAAUCUCUUCUUCCGCUUCUCUGUUUGGUAACUCUGUCAAUGGUAAAAAAUUUGCAGCCAACCACAAUGCCGUUUGGGCCAUCUUUUCUACAGUCACGCUCAGUCGCUGUUUUCACUCUUCCUCUCCGCGUUUCUCCGCUGCAGCUAGCUCUUCACAGGCUAAUCCAUCAGAAUUCACUGAGAUGGCAUGGGAGGGAAUUGUUGGUGCUGUUGAUACAGCACGAAAUAGCAAACAGCAAGUGGUGGAAACUGAGCAUUUGAUGAAAGCCCUUUUAGAGCAAAAAGAUGGAUUGGCUAGGAGAAUAUUCACGAAGGCUGGGGUUGAUAAUACAUCAGUUUUGCAGGCUACAGAAAACUUUAUUUCCCAACAACCGAAGGUGAUGGGUGACACCAGUGGCCCAAUAAUGGGUUCAUAUCUUGGCGUCUUAUUAGACAAUGCUCGCAAGCAUAAGAAAGAAAUGGGCGAUGAUUUUGUGUCAGUGGAGCAUUUUGUGUUAGCAUUCCAUUUGGAUAAGAGGUUUGGGCAACAGUUACUGAGGAGCCUCCAACUCAGUGAGAAGGAUAUGAGAGAUGCCAUCCAAGCUGUUCGAGGAAGUCAGAGAGUAAUUGAUCAAAAUCCUGAAGGGAAGUAUGAAGCAUUGGACAAAUAUGGUAAUGACUUGACUGAGCUUGCUAGGCGUGGCAAACUUGAUCCUGUCAUAGGUCGUGAUGAUGAAAUUCGAAGGUGUAUCCAGAUAUUAUCUAGGAGAACCAAAAAUAAUCCUGUUAUCAUUGGUGAGCCUGGUGUUGGAAAGACCGCAAUUGCUGAGGGACUAGCCCAAAGGAUUGUGCGUGGUGACGUGCCUGAACCGCUAUUGAACCGGAAGCUAAUCUCCCUGGAUAUGGGUUCAUUGGUUGCUGGAGCAAAGUAUCGUGGAGAUUUUGAGGAAAGGUUAAAAGCUGUGCUGAAGGAAGUUACUGCUUCAAAUGGGCAAAUCAUUCUAUUCAUUGAUGAGAUCCAUACUGUUGUCGGUGCAGGGUCUACAACUGGAGCGAUGGAUGCUGGGAACUUGCUGAAACCAAUGCUUGGGCGAGGUGAGCUCCGAUGUAUAGGAGCAACUACACUGAAUGAGUACAGGAAAUAUAUUGAGAAGGACCCAGCGCUUGAGCGCAGAUUUCAACAAGUGUUUUGUGAUCAACCAUCUGUUGAUGACACUAUAUCCAUUCUUCGUGGUCUACGUGAGCGCUAUGAGCUACAUCAUGGUGUUAAAAUAUCAGACAGUGCCCUUGUUUCGGCAGCAAUGCUUGCGGAUAGAUACAUCACAGAACGAUUUUUACCUGACAAAGCCAUUGAUCUCGUUGAUGAAGCUGCUGCAAAGCUGAAAAUGGAGAUUACUUCUAAGCCUACGGAGUUGGAUGAGAUAGACAGGGCUGUAUUAAAGUUGGAAAUGGAGAAGCUCUCUCUGAAGAAUGACACUGAUAAAGCAUCCAAAGAGAGAUUAAGCAAGCUUGAAAGUGAUUUAAGUGAGCUUAAACAAAAACAAAAAGAACUGAAUGAACAGUGGGAUGGUGAGAAGGCACUCAUGACUCGAAUACGGUCAAUCAAGGAAGAGAUUGAUAGAGUCAACCUAGAGAUGGAAGCUGCUGAGCGUGAGUAUGACCUGAAUCGUGCUGCUGAGCUCAAAUAUGGAACUCUGAUUUCCCUUCAAUGCCAGUUAGAAGAGGCUGAGAAAAACCUAGCCGACUUCCGGAAGUCUGGAAAAUCUUUGCUUCGAGAAGAGGUCACAGAUCUUGAUAUUGCUGAAAUUGUAAGCAAAUGGACUGGCAUUCCUGUGUCAAACCUUCAAGAAUCUGAGAGGGAGAAACUAGUAUUCCUGGAACAGGUACUCCACAAGAGGGUAGUUGGCCAAGAUAUUGCAGUAAAAUCUGUGGCUGAUGCAAUCCGACGUUCAAGGGCAGGAUUGUCAGACCCAAAUCGUCCAAUAGCUAGCUUCAUGUUCAUGGGCCCUACUGGUGUUGGCAAAACUGAGCUUGCAAAAGCUUUAGCUGCUUACCUCUUUAACACGGAAAAUGCUAUGGUGAGAAUAGAUAUGAGUGAAUAUAUGGAAAAGCAUGCUGUUUCACGGUUGGUGGGGGCUCCGCCAGGUUAUGUUGGAUAUGAAGAAGGGGGGCAGCUCACUGAAGUGGUUCGUCGAAGACCAUAUUCUGUAGUCCUGUUUGAUGAAAUUGAGAAAGCACAUCACGAUGUCUUCAACAUUCUUUUACAGUUGCUGGAUGAUGGAAGGAUAACUGAUUCUCAAGGAAGGACUGUUAGUUUUACUAACUGUGUUGUGAUUAUGACUUCAAACAUUGGUUCACAUCUUAUACUUGAAACUCUUCGUAAUGCACAAGACAGCAAGGAAGUUGUGUAUGAUAUCAUGAAACGGCAAGUUGUUGAGUUGGCUCGGCAAACUUUCCGCCCAGAGUUCAUGAAUCGGAUUGAUGAAUAUAUUGUUUUCCAGCCUUUGGACUCCAAAGAAAUCAGUAAAAUCGUUGAGAUACAGAUGAGCCGAGUGAAAGAGAGACUCAAACAAAAGAAAAUCGAUCUUCAUUACACCAAGGAAGCCAUAGUACUUUUAGCGACAUUAGGAUUUGACCCGAAUUUUGGAGCUAGGCCAGUUAAGCGGGUUAUACAGCAGUUGGUUGAGAAUGAAAUUGCAAUGGGAGUCCUGAGGGGAGAGUUCAAGGAUGAGGAUUCAAUUAUCGUCGACGCUGAUGUAUCUUCGGACCUACCUCCCCAAAGCAAGUUGCGAGUAAAGAAAUUAGACAGCAGCUCCCCAUCGGAAGCCAUGGUUGCCAAUGACUAAUAAUUUUGUUGUUGUGAAUACGUUCAACAAAAGCUUUGCUUUGGCAUUUGUGUGUAUCAUAGUGCAGAGACAAUGAUGAGGCUAUGCUUUUUUUUUUAAUUACAAAUUGCGUUACGCGGCCACUCGAGCAUAGGCUAUGCUUUCUUCAUGCAAUUUCAGGUAUUUCCUGACAUGAUCAAUUGGAACAAUAAAGUAUGUGCACCGAGUUGCAGCUUUCCAUUAUUAAGCUUUUGCAAACUUUUUUUAA
Molecule: messenger RNA, 3364 nt
Organism: Hevea brasiliensis (rubber tree)
Lineage: Eukaryota; Viridiplantae; Streptophyta; Magnoliopsida; Malpighiales; Euphorbiaceae
Product: chaperone protein ClpB4, mitochondrial
Exons: 10
Coding region: 184-3117 (977 amino acids)
Biological process (GO): protein refolding; cellular response to heat
Cellular component (GO): cytoplasm
Molecular function (GO): ATP binding; ATP hydrolysis activity
Source: RefSeq, a predicted model, not a curated record